AUCUCUAAGACAAGAUGGACGUCUUGUUAAUAUCCAUGCUCUUUGUCAUAUUUGGACUAGUUUCGGGAGAUGCCGAGAGAUCAACGACUUCAUCCCUCAACUCUCUUGAAGACAUCGGCAGCCAUGUAUUAACUUCGAUAUUUGACCUAAAGAAUCGGGUGGAUAUUCUUGAAGACACUCGUGCUGGGGAUUUAAGACGAAUGCACGAUAUGCAGUCAGAAAUUGACGAACUCAAAUCUGAAAACGAUCGCUUAAAGCAUCUAGCUUUUGAUCGACUAAGUAAUGAUAGGAAAGUGAUACCAGAAAUGGAUAGAACAUCCUCCGAGUAUCGGUUGGAUGAUGAGAUCAGUUCAGAAAAUGUUGAAAUUGAGCUUAGUCAAUUAUAUAAGUAUAUACUAAACAAUAAAUCAGGUGUCGCUACAGAACGGAAUGAUGACGGAUCCGGAACCACCGAACUAGACGUACCACAACAGGGGACGAAGAUCAGCAGAAAUCUGUUUAGACGUCGCCAUAGCAAAGAACCAUCAAUACCUACACACAGGGGCUCAACUCGUGUCGCGCCAGCAGGGGCUGUGGCCUUUCAUGCGAAUCUUGGAACCACUGUAAGCUCGCCCGCCAUAAAUCGCGAGAUCGUGUUCGAUCAUGUCCUCACAAACAACGGGAACGGGUACUCUGAACAUACGGGGACUUUCACGUGCCAACAGGCCGGUACCUAUGUCUUUUCCUGGAACAUAGUUUCCCUUCCUCACCAGUUCGUAGAUUCCCACCUGGUGAAAAAUGGGGUCAUCUUGGCGUCGACUGUUUCUGCGUCUAGCUAUCAUACCGGUACCAGUACUGGUCUUGUAGCGGUACAGUUGGAAAGUGGAGAUGACAUUUGGGUGAAACUUGGUAAUCAUGAAAAUGGCGGUAACGUUGUAGCGUGGAGCAUGUUUUCUGGCUUUAAACUAAACUAAUGUUAUUGAAUUUGAUGAACUAUUCUGUCGUAUAAAUUGUCCUCUCUAAACUAAUACUAUUAAAAUUGAUGAAAUA
Molecule: messenger RNA, 1029 nt
Organism: Pecten maximus
Lineage: Eukaryota; Metazoa; Mollusca; Bivalvia; Pectinida; Pectinidae
Product: otolin-1-like
Exons: 2
Coding region: 15-953 (312 amino acids)
Molecular function (GO): protein binding
Source: RefSeq, a predicted model, not a curated record